Molecule: messenger RNA, 3959 nt
Organism: Phalacrocorax carbo (great cormorant)
Lineage: Eukaryota; Metazoa; Chordata; Aves; Suliformes; Phalacrocoracidae
Source: RefSeq, a predicted model, not a curated record
UGCAGUGCUGCCCGACGCAGCCUUUAUAUAGGGGCGGGGGGCGGUGGCGGCACUGCAUUGCAGGCGGGAGCGAUGGCGCCGGUCUUCCUUUGCUUCCUCGGGCUCCUGGUGGGCGCUGUGGCAAGCCCUGUUUUGUGGCAGAAGGACUGCGCGAAGGGUCCAGAGGUAUGGUGUCAGAGUGUUCGGACUGCAUCGCAGUGCGGAGCGGUGAAACACUGCCAGCAGAAUGUCUGGAAUAAGCCUACUGUAAACAGUAUCCCCUGUGACUUGUGUAAGGAACUUGUGACAGUGGCUGGCAAGGUUUUGAAGGAUAAUGGCACUGAGGAUGAGAUCCGCUCUUACUUGGAAAAGACAUGUGAGUUUCUUCCUGACCAAGGCCUGGUCUCUGAGUGCAAAGAAAUUGUGGAUUCCUACCUACCAGUUAUCAUGGAUAUGAUCAAGGAAGAGCUAGAUAAACCUGAAGUUGUAUGCAGUGCGCUCUCACUGUGCCAGUCCCUUCAGAAGCACCUUGCAGCAAUGAAACUUCAGAAACAGCUGCAGUCCAAUAAGAUACCAGAGCUGGAUUUUUCUGAACUGGCGUCCCCAUUUAUGGCUAAUGUACCUCUUCUCCUUUACCCUCAGGACAAACCCAAGCAGAAGUCUAAGGGAAGUGGGGACGUAUGCCAAGAUUGCAUUCAGCUGGUUACUGAUGUUCAGGAAGCUGUGAGAACAAACUCAUCCUUUGUAAAGUCUUUGGUUGCUCAUGCCAAGGCAGAGUGUGACCGCCUGGGACCUGGAAUGUCUGAUAUGUGCAAGAACUAUAUCUCUGAAUAUUCUGACUUGGCUAUCCAGAUGAUGAUGCACAUGGCUCUGUUCAGUAAAGCUGGAAUGUGUUUCUAUUUGCAAAACAUGAUGUUACUGGCUACUUUGAAGAAGCAACCAAAGGACAUUUGUGCCAUGGUUGGAUUCUGUCCUUCUGUGAAAUCAGUUCCCCUUCAGACUCUGCUGCCAGCCCAAGUGGUUCAUGAAGUCAAAAUGGAAACUGUGGAGAAAGCCUCAGUUCAAGAGAAAACUUUCUCCUUGUGUGAAAUAUGUGAGACCAUGGUGAAAGAAGUGACUGGCCUCUUGGAGAGCAACAAGACAGAGGAGGAGAUUGUACAUGAAAUGGAGGUCAUCUGCUACCUGCUCCCAGCAAGUGUCAAAGACCAGUGUAAGGACUUCAUUGAAGUCUACGGGCAGGCUUUGAUUGACAUGCUUUUGGAGGCAACGAAUCCUGAAGCUGUAUGUGUUAUGCUGAAAUGCUGUGCAGCCAACAAGCCUCCACAGCAGCCAGUUUUAGUGAAACCUGCAGGUGGCUUCUGUGAUAUCUGCAAGAUGGUGGUAGCUUAUGCAGACAAAGAACUCGAGAAGAAUGCCACGACAGCUGAAAUUGAGGCUUUACUGGAAAAAGUUUGUCACUUCCUGCCAGAGUCUGUCAGUGAUCAGUGUGUUCAGUUUGUAGAACAGUAUGAACCUGUGGUUGUGCAACUCUUGGCCGAGAUGAUGGAUCCCACUUUUGUUUGCACUAAACUUGGAGUCUGUGGAUCAGCUAAACAGCCUCUCCUGGGGGAUGAUGCUUGUGUCUGGGGUCCGGGUUACUGGUGUAAGAACAUGGAGACUGCUGCUCAGUGCAAUGCUGUUGAUCACUGCAAACGUCAUGUGUGGAACUAAAAGGAGAAUUUCCUGUUCUGAAAGUUUGCCGUGGCUCUUAAAAAUGUGGGCUGAGGUUGGCAGAGAGCUGUAUCUCAAAUGUCCCUCCUCUCUGCCUCCUUAACAAUUUGACCUUCAGGAUCCUUUAUUGUAACUCUUGUGUAGCAGUGCUGCUGUUGAAGGAUCAGAUCUUCAUUGUUGACUUAACAAAGAUACUUCUGAUUGUACAGUUUAACUCAUUAUGCUCCUAAAAAAUAGUCAGUGUGUUGUAGAUUUUUAAUUGAUAGGCCGAAGUGUUUUUUAGGUGCUGGGAAGAAUGGCAGAGAAGGUGAGAAGAGACAAGGCUAUUAUCUUUUAAUUUGAAAAGAAAAAGAACAAGAUAACGACUAAACUUUCGAAUGUCAGCAUUGGGAAGAUUACACGCUUUGCAUUUUUAACAUCUGGCUAGAAUAUUAAUUUCCUGUGUAAUGGUGGGAGAACUCUAAGGGACAAUGUUGAAUCUGGGAAUCCCUUUGGCUGGAAUUUUCAAAGCUCCACAGAUGCGGAGGAGGGGACUUUGUGUGCCCAGCUAACUUUCAAAGUAACUGGUACCUACAAAGAUCCAUUUGCAUUUGAGUGACUACACUUACUGCUCGUGGUGUGUAGCUAAGGAAACCCUCAACCUUUGAUCAUGUCCUUUUGAUUUCCUUGGACUACUUGGUCUAAGCAUGGGUGUUUCACUGUCAAGCCCUGUGCAGUGGGAUUUCAGUCUUUUGAAGCAUGCUGAUGUACUUCAGGAAUGGCUUCCCUUUCUUUCUUACCCUAGUUGCUCAAUUCUGCUUAGUCUUGCAGCUUCCUACCUGCAGCCAGCUGGGUGCCAAGGGGUGGAGCGAGCUGGGUCAGUAGAAGAUGGAGGAGGGGGAAAAGCCAGCAGGGACUGUGCAUAUGUCAGAGUUCAGCACAGAGGGCAGAAGGCGUAGAAAAAUGGUUUUUAUUGUAAACUGCCAGUUUGUUCCUUGAUCUGUGUUUCUCUCACAGCGUAUUUCAGUCAUCUCAGACUUCAGAGGCUUGCAGGCAGUUUCUGCUGCUGCUGCCUGUUCUCACUGACACUCGCCCUUUUGAGUAGUUCGAAGUCUGGUUUUUUUUCCAGAGUUCCCAUUUCUGUCGGGGAAGUGUGUCUGAGUAGCAAGCAGAGGUGGCAGGCACCGAGAGCGCUGUAGUAGGCAUUUGGCAGCUCUGCCGGCAUACCUGACAACCUGCCCUUCGUGCCUCUGCAGCAUUGCGCUGAAAGGGCCUGAACUUCUGGGUGAAAGCCUUCCAGGGCAGGCUGCUACCCUGAAACAAGUCGGGCCCUCGAGGUGUAGGGGCCGCGAGAAUGAGAAUCAUGCUUUACAUUGCCUGAGAAGGACCUUGCAUCCCCUACCAGCAUUUAGUGUGUAUUUCUGAUCAAGUUAACCCCCAAAACGGAGGCGUCGAAGUAGCUCUGAGGAGACCUUAGGGAAGGAGGAGCUGGGCAGAGGUGAAGCUUUGAAAAUUCCUGUUCUGUUCAGAAAGGUGCCGGCAGCUGCCACUGUUCCUGUGGUGUCUUGGGUGAGGCAGGAGCUCCAGUAACAACAUUUAGCAGCAAGCAAAGACAUUUUCAUGCAAUUUAAUGGAAAACCACUAGGCUGCAGCUUUUUUGUUCCUUAUGUGUACAUACUAAAUGUCUGGGCAGCAUCGACGGACAGCAAUACUGGUUUGUCCUUCCUGUGUGAUGUGUACAGAAUGCUGAAGCACUUGUGGCUUUCAAAAAACAAAACCAGUUUCCCCUAAAGAUGUAAAAUACCUGCAGCUUUCUGUCUCGGCAGGCUUGUGCAGUGGUUCCAGCAGUGUAUCGCAGUUGGGGUAGAUAUGCCAGAUAGGAAACGGGCUCCCUUCGGCAUCGCUGCCCUGGAGGUACGGUUCGUGUUACACCACGGCACAGAGUCCGGUAUUUGACCUUUUAAACUGGAUGGCUUCUCUUAACGUGCAAUUUUUUGGCGGGGAGGGGGGAGGUGGGGUGGAUUGAUGCUUGCUCUUACAGGUUGCCAAGGUUUUAAUUGUUCUGGGUUUUUUAGCAGCGAAGGAUUCAUGCUAGUGACCUGUUGGGGUGACUGGGUGAACUGGGGGAAAUCUCUUUAGUUAUCUGCCUUCCUGUGUGGACUGUGGCACCUGACCUGCUUGAGUUACGCUAGGGGGGGACACGUGCAGUUGCUUUCUGAAGAACAUUGUCUUGAUUUUUUUUUUUUGCACAAAAGCUUCCUUAAUGAACAAUAAAAACUUCUGUAAACCGG